Coniosporium apollinis CBS 100218 is the source of this 1614-nucleotide messenger RNA. Its product is annotated as myo-inositol-1-phosphate synthase. Bases 1 to 1614 code for a protein of 537 amino acids. Gene Ontology annotation, biological process: inositol biosynthetic process; phospholipid biosynthetic process. Gene Ontology annotation, cellular component: cytoplasm. Lineage: Eukaryota; Fungi; Ascomycota; Dothideomycetes. The record is from RefSeq and is a predicted model, not a curated record. The transcript is spliced from 3 exons. Gene Ontology annotation, molecular function: inositol-3-phosphate synthase activity.
AUGGCACCUCAUGCGGAUGACAGCAGCGACCUGGCGUAUAGAAAUGGGACUGGACCAACGAACGGGGUGUCCACUGGCAAAGAUCUCUUCACUGUCAACUCUCCCAAUGUUGAGUACACGGACAAUGCUAUCAAGAGCAAGUACACCUACCGCACCACCUCGGUCACUCAGGGUAGCGAUGGCAAGCUCGUUGCUGUGCCGGAGGAGAAAGUCUAUGACCUCAAGGUCGACCGAAAGCUGGGCAAAGUGGGUAUGAUGCUUGUUGGCUGGGGCGGGAACAAUGGUACCACCGUCACGGCAGGCAUUCUGGCUAACCGCCGUGGACUCGUAUGGGAGACCCGCGAGGGCAAGCGUGCCGCAAACUACUACGGUUCGCUAGUCAUGGCCUCCACUGUCAAGCUCGGAACGGAUGCUAAGACCGGGAAGGAGGUUAAUAUUCCGUUUCACGAUUUGCUUCCUAUGGUACAUCCGAACGAUCUUGUCGUGGGUGGAUGGGACAUCAACGGGAUGAACCUCGCUGAUGCUAUGGACCGAGCGGCUGUUCUGGAGCCCACCCUGAAGAGCAUGAUCAGGAAGGAGAUGGGUACUAUGACCCCACUUCCGAGCAUCUAUUAUCCGGACUUCAUUGCCGCCAACCAGGGCGACCGUGCGGACAACCUCUUGCCGGGCGAGAAGGCUUGUAUGGGUCAUGUUGAGCAGAUUCGCAAGAACAUCCGUGAUUUCAAGUCUGCAAAUGGCCUGGACAAGGUCAUCGUUCAAUGGACUGCAAACACUGAGCGUUACGCGGAGCUCAUUGAUGGCGUCAACGACACAGCCGACAAUCUCCUGAAAGCUAUUGAGAACAGCCACGAAGAAGUUGCACCUUCGACUGUCUUUGCCGUAGCAUGCAUCCUGGAGGGCGCACCUUUCAUCAACGGUUCUCCACAGAACACCUUCGUGCCCGGUGCAAUCGAGCUUGCAGAGAAGCAUGGUGCAUUCAUUGGCGGAGAUGAUUUCAAGUCUGGCCAGACGAAGAUGAAGUCUGCUCUGGUCGACUUCCUGAUCAAUGCCGGUAUCAAGCUUACUGCCAUAUCGAGCUACAACCACCUCGGCAACAAUGACGGCAAGAACCUGAGCUCUCAGAAGCAGUUCCGCUCGAAGGAGAUCUCUAAGUCUACUGUCGUGGACGACAUGGUCGCGGCUAACAAUAUCCUUUACAAAGAAGGCGAGCACCCGGAUCACUGCGUCGUCAUCAAGUACAUGCCCGCGGUUGGCGACAACAAGCGCGCUCUGGAUGAGUACUAUGCCGAGAUCUUCAUGGGCGGACACCAGACCAUCAGUAUCUUUAAUGUUUGCGAGGACUCUUUACUGGCUUCGCCUCUGAUCAUUGACCUUGUGCUUAUCACUGAGCUGAUGACGCGCGUUCAGUGGAAGGAUGCCUCUUCCAAGGAUUAUCAAGGGUUCCAUAGCGUGCUGAGCGUUCUUAGCUACAUGCUCAAGGCUCCACUUACUCCGCCGGGUACGCCGGUCGUCAACUCGCUUGCAAAGCAGCGGGCUGCGCUCAUCAACAUCUUCCGUGCAUGCGUCGGUUUGGAGCCCGAGUCUAAUAUGACGCUCGAGCACAAGAUGUUCUAG